AUGGCGAAUAAUACUCCGUCAGACGGUCCAGCGAAACCCGGCGGGGCACCAGCAAGUCGGGCUGCCCCGCGGGAGUCUACACGACCGGCAGGGAUGCAGAACCGAUCCCGGCCGCCACCCCCUAUCAACAACCCGACUUAUGACGCUGAUGUGAUAUCAGACUUUAGGUUCGUGACUCUCCACCCACCCGACGGUACCGGACAGCAGGACGAGACGGGGACGGAUCCUGACGCACAGGCGGGUGGAGGUGGUGACGCGUCCAGGCAGGGUCCCAGACAACCUCGGAACCGGGACGCAUCGACCGGUCCCUCGGCCCCGGGGCCUGCCCGAGGGCACGGCGGGUCAGCUGGUGAUCAGACGAACAGCCCGAACCAGCCUCCAGCCGCCGCGGGGGAAGGAGACGCCAUCUGGGACCAGCUACGUCAUUGGUUCCAAGGCCGAGGUCUCACCAUCAUCAUCAUCAUGGCGUCCGUUGUCAUGGUAACGCUGGCGAUCUCGGUCCCUGUGCACGUCAUCCUGCUGCACUCCGGCUCCCUGCCGCAGCUCCAUCACUCUCCCGUGACCAACAAACGUGGAACGGACACUGGCGAUACCGCCUGGCCAGCCGGGCCCAGGGCUGUGACGUCGGCUGACGUCAUCAUGGUGGGUCCGGCCCGUGGACAUGGCCCUCCUGCCGCAGGCCCUGCGAAAGUGGAGCCAGCAGGACCUACACCAGCCACCGGGCCACUUUCCGUGGACACUGAAGAAGUGUCUGGCGGCAGUGCACAUACCAUCACCUUUGGCGAUGAGUCGGGGGCUGGAAAACUCCGCAGCGCACGCGGAGUCGCGGUUUCCCCCGACAACAAGAUCUGGGUGGCUGAUCAGACUAAAACCCGUCUCCAAGUGUACGGCAUGGCAGGCGCCUUUCUGUACCAGUUCCCCCAGCUGGGUGCACCAGGGCUGGCAAAGAAGCUAUCUGAUGUGUCCAUCGACAGAGAUGGUCACCUGUGGGUCUUGAUGAAUGGGUACCCUGCCAGCCCUGACUCCCUGGUGCAGUUGGACAGGGAAGGUCAUUCCAAAGCCAAGUUUGACCUCCCUGACAACGUGCCCAGGGGAGUGCACCGCGGGAUGGCUGUGGGCUUGCGCAUCAACCACGUUUAUGUCACCUGGUCUAACGGUUACAGUGGUGGUGUGCAAGCCUUUCAGCCGGAUGGGAAAGUCGUGUGGGGAGUCGGUCCUCAGCAGCGGAUGAAGGCGCCGAUACACGUCGCCGUUGACGGGGAAGGCAACAUCCUCGUCUCCGACUUCGACACCCACCACAUCUACGUGUAUGACAACGCCGGGCAGUACGUGAGGAAGUUAGGAGGACCGGGGCUGAGAGGUGGCUACCUGAAUCGUCCCCAAGGCAUCUGUGCGGACAGUUCCGGUCACAUCUUGGUGGUUGACUCUAGCAACCAGCGCGUGGUGGUGUACACAGGCCGGGGUAGAUAUGUCCGCCACAUCGCCGUCCGUGCUCGAUCCCCAACAGGGGUUGCAGUGGGGCCGGGAGGACAGUUGGUUGUGAUCAACAAAAACACAAUCACUGUCUUCCCCCGCUACUGACAAUGAUGCACAAUGAUGGCCCUUGUAUGGUUGGAUGAUAUAAGUGUAUUGGA
Molecule: messenger RNA, 1634 nt
Organism: Branchiostoma belcheri (Belcher's lancelet)
Lineage: Eukaryota; Metazoa; Chordata; Leptocardii; Amphioxiformes; Branchiostomatidae
Product: serine/threonine-protein kinase PknD-like
Exons: 6
Coding region: 1-1581 (526 amino acids)
Biological process (GO): proteasome-mediated ubiquitin-dependent protein catabolic process; protein polyubiquitination; negative regulation of translation
Molecular function (GO): protein binding; translation repressor activity; ubiquitin protein ligase activity
Source: RefSeq, a predicted model, not a curated record